Messenger RNA from Bipolaris maydis ATCC 48331, 982 nucleotides. Lineage: Eukaryota; Fungi; Ascomycota; Dothideomycetes; Pleosporales; Pleosporaceae. The record is from RefSeq and is a predicted model, not a curated record.
AUGCUCCGUAUAUCGCCCCUACUCUUCCUCUAUGGCAUGCUAAUGGACGUUGUCCUGGCUAUCACACUUAUCUCGCUCUUCGCGUCCGCAUACCCCGAUCUAUUCCGUACCGCCCUAUGGCAAAACGGUGGCUCUGAAGCUUGGAACCCGGAUCCCCAGCAGCGUGUGUACAACUAUGCAAACUACCGCGACUCUACAGUGUUUCACCUGGUCAUCGCUGUCAUAACGCUGUUUGUAUGGAUCGUGCGCUUUCAAGUCAACUUCCUCAGUGGAUACGCUCUCGACCUUCAUGCGAAUAUCAUGACGAAUGCGAUGUAUGACAUACUUCUUGUCGGGCUCUAUGCAUCUAGUGCAGCAUUUCAAAACUCAGGGGACUUCUCGGAUCCUAAGCACAUCAGUCUGAGGCCGUGGUAUCUGGAACGGGGGUGUGAGGAUGCGUGGGCGCGGAUACGGGGUGGAUGUGAAAUCAUGAGGGUGUCAUACAGCGUGACGGUAUUUGCUGUGAUAUGGUUCUGCCUGCGCUUUGUGACAACAUGUCUGUAUCUUGCAUACAUGCUUGGCAGAGAGCAUGAGAUUCAAGAUAUGUUGCCCGAUUACGACGAACUCUCUGAAUGCAAGACUAUAAGUUACAUUCCUUGAACGCACGCCUCCACAUGCAUUACGAGUAGGAUAUGAGUACCCUAAAAUGAAGCCAGCGUGAUAUACAGGGUGGAGUUAAUCAAAGCAGCCUUUCCCAGGCUCUGGAGUGCGCAUUACUGGCUUCCAAGAGAGACCAUAUUUGCUUGAAUCAUUUCCAUUCCUGGCAAACCUCGGAUCGAGAUCUCGAUUGGAGUUGUUUUCUCCAAUGACAGCACAAAAACCACCUGACUGUACAAGAUAAAGUUGGUCGACACGUGGCGAUCCAUAUCCUUUUAUGCAGUGUCUAGUGACUCGACAUGAUAGCUGUCGUAAGCGUCACUAGGUUCAAUAAAUCAUCAUAAUU